Messenger RNA from Terrapene triunguis (Three-toed box turtle), 1289 nucleotides. RefSeq names its product microtubule-associated serine/threonine-protein kinase 1-like. NCBI's taxonomy places the organism in Eukaryota, Metazoa, Chordata, Testudines, Emydidae. The record is from RefSeq and is a predicted model, not a curated record. Gene Ontology annotation, molecular function: ATP binding; protein serine/threonine kinase activity; magnesium ion binding. The transcript has 11 exons. The annotation marks the transcript as partial. Gene Ontology annotation, biological process: intracellular signal transduction; peptidyl-serine phosphorylation.
CUGCCGAACCAGUAACAGGAAGAGCCUGAUCCUGACCAGCACGUCCCCGACGCUGCCGCGGCCCCACUCCCCCCUCCCGGGUCACAUCGGCAGCAGCCCCCUGGACAGCCCGAGGAACUUCUCCCCCAAUGCACCCGCCCACUUCUCCUUCACCACCUCGCGCAGGGCAGACGGGCGCCGCUGGUCUCUGGCUUCCCUUCCCUCGUCCGGAUAUGGAACCAACACGCCCAGCUCCACCGUGUCGUCAUCCUGCUCGUCCCAGGAGCGGCUGCACCAGCUGCCCUACCAGCCCACCAUGGACGAGCUGCAUUUCCUCUCCAAGCACUUCGGCAGCACCGAGAGCAUCACGGACGACGAUGGGGGGCGCCGCUCCCCCGCCGUGCGCCCCCGGUCCCGGAGCCUCAGCCCGGGCCGCUCCCCCUCCUCCUACGACAACGAGAUAGUGAUGAUGAACCAUGUGUACAAGGAACGGUUUCCCAAGGCCACGGCGCAGAUGGAGGAGAAGCUGCAGGAUUUCAUCACGGCCUUCGAGCCGGAGAGCGUGCUGCCCCUGGCCGACGGGGCGCUCAGCUUCAUCCACCACCAGGUGAUCGAGCUGGCCCGGGACUGCCUGGCCAAGGCCCGCGCGGGGCUGAUCACCAGCGUCUACUUCUACGAGCUGCAGGAGAACAUGGAGAAGCUGCUGCAGGACGCCUACGAGCGCUCGGAGAGCCUGGAAGUCGCCUUCGUGACCCAGCUGGUGAAGAAGCUGCUGAUCAUCAUCUCCCGCCCGGCGCGGCUCCUGGAGUGCCUGGAGUUUAACCCCGAGGAGUUUUACCACCUGCUGGAGGCGGCUGAGGAUCACGCCAAGGAGGGACACCUGAUGAAGACGGACAUUCCCCGCUACAUCAUCAGCCAGCUGGGCCUCACCCGCGACCCCUUCACAGACAUGGUGCAUCUGGAGGAACACGACAGCGGUGGAUCCAACACGCCCGAGACAGACGAGUUCAUGGAGGGUCGGGGAGCUGCCCUGAAACACAAGAAACCGCCCGGAGAAGGGGACUUUGAAACCAUCAAACUUAUUAGCAAUGGAGCCUAUGGGGCCGUGUACUUGGUGCGGCACAAGGAGACCCGGCAGCGCUUUGCCAUGAAGAGGAUCAACAAGCAGAACCUGAUCCUGCGGAACCAGAUCCAGCAGGCGUUCGUGGAGCGGGACAUCCUCACCUUCGCCGAGAACCCCUUCGUCGUCAGCAUGUUCUGCUCCUUCGAGACCAAGCGCCACCUCUGCAUGGUCAUGGAGUAUGUGGAAG